This is a messenger RNA of Ogataea angusta, 900 nucleotides long. RefSeq lists its product as uncharacterized. Gene Ontology annotation, cellular component: cytoplasm; nucleus; cyclin-dependent protein kinase holoenzyme complex. The transcript is spliced from 2 exons. Bases 1 to 900 code for a protein of 299 amino acids. NCBI's taxonomy places the organism in Eukaryota, Fungi, Ascomycota, Pichiomycetes, Pichiales, Pichiaceae. Gene Ontology annotation, molecular function: cyclin-dependent protein serine/threonine kinase activity; cyclin binding; ATP binding. The record is from RefSeq and is a predicted model, not a curated record. Gene Ontology annotation, biological process: signal transduction; protein phosphorylation; G1/S transition of mitotic cell cycle.
AUGGCAGAACUAAACGAUUUCGAGAAGCUGGAGAAGAUUGGAGAAGUGGCACUGAAGAAGAUCCGGUUGGAAUCUGAGGACGAGGGAGUCCCAUCCACCACGAUUCGUGAAAUCUCGCUUCUGAAGGAGCUUCGUGACGACAACAUCGUUGCUCUGUAUGACAUCGUGCACUCCAACUCUAACAAGAUUUAUCUUGUUUUCGAGUUCCUUGAUAUGGACCUCAAGAAAUACAUGGAGUCUAUUCCUGAAGGUGAAGGGCUGGGAAGAGACAUGGUCAAGAAGUUCAUGCUCCAGCUCGUUCGUGGGCUCUACCACUGCCACGCGCACCGAGUCUUGCACAGAGACCUGAAACCCCAAAAUCUGCUGAUCGACAAGGAAGGUAACUUGAAGGUUGCCGAUUUUGGCCUUGCCAGAGCUUUUGGCGUUCCACUGCGUGCAUACACUCACGAGGUUGUCACGCUGUGGUACAGAAGCCCUGAGAUCCUGCUUGGAGGGAAACAGUACUCUACAGGAGUCGACAUGUGGUCUAUCGGUUGUAUCUUUGCCGAGAUGUCCAACAGGAAGCCGCUCUUUGCUGGUGAUUCUGAGAUCGAUCAAAUAUUCAAGAUCUUCCGUGUUCUGGGAACACCAACUGAGGAGAUCUGGCCAGACGUCACUUAUCUGAGCGAUUUCAAGCCUAGCUUCCCUAAAUGGUCAAAGCAGAAUUUGGCCGACAUAGUUCCUAAUCUGGACCCUCACGGUGUCGAUCUUUUGGAACAGCUCUUGACAUACGAUCCUGCAGGAAGAAUCAGCGCCAAGAGAGCUCUGAUGCACCCAUACUUCCAGGAAGACUAUGUUCAGCCGUCCGAAUACCCGCAACAGUCCGCCAUGCAGGUUGACACAUCUACCAUCUACGUUUGA